AUGGCAGCAAUUGAAGCAGCACUCGCCCAGCUGCAGCGCACUGGCAGCCAGUUCCUCGCCUUCCUCAGGACCCACUCUGAUCUCCCAAUCGUCCACAUCCUCGCCACCCCGUGGCGCUGGACAACCAGCUCCACAUUCUACACCGCCGUCACCACAAAGUCCACCACCUCCCCUCCACUCCUCCCGCACAACAGAGUCAUCAACGACGCCCUUUUCGUUGGCUCCAUCAUGACCGCCCUCAUCGUCCUCUACAGGAUGUUUGUAUGGUCCCACCCCAAAUCUGGUCGUGUCAAACAGAUCCUAGCGGCUCCUCUCAUCCUGGUCCUGUUGCUGGUGCCGUUGUUGUACACUUGUCCGAUUGUGUUUUUCCACUUUGCGAUGACAGUUGCUUCCAUUGCGACGGUUACUAGGAUGGUGGAUUUGUACUAUGUUCAGCCUUGGACUGGGGUGCCGAGUCGGUAUUUCUUGGCCGGAAGGACUGCAGGGGCUGCGAAGGAUGAAACUGCGAGAUCCAAGAAGUCUGAUUCUUCUUCCGCUUCUUCCACAACCUCGACCGGGACGAUGGCCACAACAUCAACGACGACGACGACUGGAUCGAUCAUCGAGAUCGGCGAUCCCUUCCACUGGGACAAGGACCGUUUCCAAGGCGAACUUUGGUCCCCCAUGCGAAAACAAACCGGCAAAACGUCUCCUCCCACGAUCGGCUACUCCUGGAAAGACCUCCUCCCAUCCUUCCUGGUCUACUUCACUAUCUUUGACUCCAUCACCUAUUUCAUGUCCUUCUACACCGCCUCCGAGAUGCUUUCUUCGCCAACACUCGAGUACGGCCUCAUGGUCUUCGCCGUAUGCUCGUUUGUGAUCUUUUACAUCCGAACCACCGUCUCCCUCACCGCCAUUGUGUACUCGGCUUCGACUGGGAGCAGAGCCGACCCAAGGGAGUGGACGAUGCUCGAUACCAAGUUACCGCUUUUUGCAUACUCGCCAACGGAUUUCUGGAUCAACUGGCAGACGCUUUUCCGAUACAUCUGGGUCGAUCUUGGUUUCAACCCUGUCCAGCGGUGGUGUAGGAAGCACCUUGGCCCGGAACGGUUAGGUCGUCGAGGUUCUCAAUUGGCGCGCGAGAUCCUCCCCGUCUAUGCAGUCUUCUUCCUCUCCGGAGCCAUGCACGCCUACAUUGUCUACGCCCUGUGGAGGGAGCCGAUCUGGAGUCAGGUGGCGUACUUUAUGAUCCAGGCUACUGGUGUCGUAAUCUCCAAGGCUAUCGAAAGGAGUCCUGUUGGGAGAGCUAUCCAGCGAACGUAUAACGGUGGUUCUCCGAUGAAGCAGUGUGUGAUGAGAGGGGGUGGGAUUCUGGUGAUGAUGGUGUAUCACCUGGUGACGGCGCCAUUCUUUAUCUAUCCGUACCAGAAGCAAGGAAUGUGGCUCGAUAUCAAGCAGAUGAGCGCCCUUGUCCGCACCUUCCGAAAGUAG
Linnemannia hyalina is the source of this 1470-nucleotide messenger RNA. The record is from the annotation of a GenBank genome assembly. Lineage: Eukaryota; Fungi; Mortierellomycota; Mortierellomycetes; Mortierellales; Mortierellaceae.